GCUGCUGAUGCUCUGGAUGUUGCAGUGUGUCCGACGAAAAAAGCAGCAACAGACAUCCAGUCGCUUUUACACACAGAUAACCCAGGCUUUACACAGCAUACAUCAGGAUUACCAUCUGAAGAUGCGUUAUAAUUAGCCUGGAGAAGUCAUCAGCAUCCUCUGUUGUGAUCUGACACAAAGACAGACGUACUGUUUGGAUUUGGGGUUUUAUAACUGAGGGACAAACUGAACAUCGUCGAAACGAAUAAAUAAACGCGAUGUCGUCGGAAAAACACGGAUUGGAGGAGGCAGCGGGGAGGCAGUCCAUGUCUCAGCCGAUGAUGCAGAUGGCUCCGCCUCCAUACCUCCCCACCCAGGACCCCAACAUGCCCCCGCAUCCUCCUCCACCCGGCUGUGCCCCGCAGCCCAAUUACCCCCCUCCCCCUCCUCCUCCUGGAUCAGAGGGGUACCUGCAGGAAACCCAGUUCCACUGCGGCACCCUCGGGCCCCAGGGAGCUCCGAACGGAUACCCGGUGCAGACGCACGGACCAGUGGGCACCGUCCCUCAUCCCCCGGUGGGCUAUUUACAUACAGGAUACCCCCUCCAGCUGCAGCCCUGCACGGCCUACGUGCCCGUCUAUCCCAUAGGCACAGGGGCGCAGCCUUACAUGCCCAACGGUGCACCUCAUCCAGGUGUUGCCCCCGGCCAGAUGGCCAUGCAUAUGCCAAAUGGCAUUGCUCUGAUGGAGUCUCGCCGUCCUCCUCAUGACUACCUGCCCAUCGCCGUCCUCACCACUGUCUGCUGUUUCUGGCCAACAGGAAUAAUCGCCAUCAUCAAAGCCGUGCAGGUGCGUACCGCUGUGGCUCGAGGCGAUAUGGUUACAGCAGAGAUCGCCUCGCGCGAGGCACGUAACUUCUCCUUCAUCAGUCUGGCGGUGGGAAUCGCCUCCAUCGUGCUCUGCACCAUACUCACCGUUGUGGUCAUCAUCGCCUCUCAGCACCACGAUGACGACUGGGAGCCCUAGAGAGCCCAGCGCGGGAUGCACCUCCCCAUCCUGACCCCAGGCCAUCAUUCCAGUCGGUAUUCUGCUUUUUCUGUCACACAGCACAGUUCUGACGCUCAAGCCACCACAUCCUAAUCUGCAGUCCAAAAUAUGCUUUUACAGCCAUUUGCCCAUGUAUUAGUUACAAAAUAGUUUGACGGUAUGGUAAAUCCGAGCGUGGGGAACACAGCGCAUCUACCAUGUCGUAAGCGGUGUACGCUCACACUCACAGAAACCUACCUGAACACUUCCUGUUUCUCCUAAACAAAAGCCUUUGCUAGAUCAGUAGUUAGAAACAUAGCGUACUAAAGACUUGAGUCAGGUCAGGUGUGUUAUCAUUUGCUCUUGACAUUUGCCAAAAAAGUAUUACAAGAACAUAAUUUUGGUAUAAUUGUGUUUUUUGACGUUCAAAACAUUCCAUCUAUUAUUUGUGCCAUUUAUCUGUUUAGAAAGAUAAUAUAUUUCUUUGCAGGAUAAACUGACAAAUUUAGUAACUGAAAGUGUAGAUAAAUUGUGUUUUCUAUACACUAAUUAUUGAAAAGUGUAACAUAAUGUAUUAAGUCGAAAGACUAAUAGAUUACUGAAAUAAGUUUCAAUAUAGUAGAACUGGAAUUUCACCUAAAGGAACUUCUGUUGUGUGCUUCAGAAGAGUGGAUAUCAGUAUUGAGUACUCAGUGGUUUCUUUUCUGAAACCCAAAGCCAGAAGUCUACUCAACGCAGUACACAAACACAGAUGCAAAUGCUUGCAUGCAGUUCUGUUGUACAUAUUUAAAGCUAGUGAUGCUCCGAAAGCCAAAUUAAAGUUGUAAUUUAGCUGAAAACCGAUGUCUGGGUAAUUAAAUUUGGGUAUUUGAACUCUAUGCUAUUCAGGGUGUUGUGUUUAUCAGGGCCGCUGCUGGCCAAAUGGGAGCCCUUAGCAGAAUUGUAUUGUUGUGCCCCCUCCCCCAAAUUUUAUAGAAGUUUAAAAAAAAAACACACACAUAGGGGUCAAAAUAGAACUUUAAUAAAUUAUAAAAGUACAAUUAAAUUGUAUUAUUUAAAAAGUACAAGUUGUAGCUAGACAGUUACCUAUGGCUAUGGUUUUAUUAAUACAGUUGUCUGAUUGAGUUUAUGGUCUCAAGCAUUCAGAAAUCACACAAAAGAAAAUUAAGCAGUUUUACUACGAUAAAACCACGGUUAAUUUUUGUAAGGGUUGUGAUGUCCAUAAGUUUUUGUUGAAGAAAUUAUAGAGGUUGUAGGAUUUCUAUUGCAAAAAGGUGGCCAAAAAUGAAAGAUUAAGUGGAUAUUUGAAUUAAUUGUUUGGUCAAUAUUAAACAAUGAUCUGAUCGUAAGUGUAACAACAGCAAUUACAGGCCUUUGGUGCCCUUGCAGGCAUUUGUAAUAAUAUGUAAUGUACAUAAAUUGUUUAUUUUGUAUUACAUUUUGUAUUUUAACAGUUUUAUUAAUUAACCAAUCAUUAUUGCCUCAUUGUUUUUAUUCAAUGCAUUUUAAGUCAUUUUAAAGGCUGUUGUUCGCUGGUCUGUUUUAAUUACCACAAAAAAUAUUAUUUGAAUACUUUUUUGUAAAUUAUUAUUUGAUGUAACUAAACCGUGGUUAAUUUGUGGUUACAUGGCUAAAAGAACCAUGAUUUAUUGGGUUUUAUUCGUAGUAAAACCAUGGUUAAUUUUCGUAAGGGUAACAUGGAAACUAUUUGAAUAUUAAGGCAGAUGCGUUGGUGGUGGUAAAAUUAUUACCGACAUUAAAACACGUUAUUAAAGGGAUAGUUCACCCAAAAAUUUAAAUUUGAUGUUUAUCUGCUUACCCCCAGGGCAUCCAAGAUGUAGGUGACUUUGUUUCUUCAGUAGAACACAAACAAAGAUUUUUAACUCAAACCGUUGCAGUCUGUCAGUCAUAUAAUGUCAGUCAAUGGGACCCACGGCUUUGAGAGAAAAAAAAACAUACACAGACAAAACCAAAUUAAACCCUGCGGCUCGUGACGAUACAUUGAGGUCUUAAGACACGAAACGAUCGGUUUGUGUAAGAAACUGAACAGUAUUUAUAUCGUUUUUUAUCUCUGAUCCGCCACACUGUCCAACUGUCCUGAGCGCGUUCACAACAGCCGGCGCGUGACGAGUCUUCUUCUUCUUGCAUUCUCUUAAAUGGACCAUUGACACUAUCUACAAUCUCAAUUAUCCACUGUAAAGCAAGAAGAAGAAGAAAAUGCGUUGCACCGGUUGUUGUGAACGAGCUCAGUACAGUUGGACAUUGCGGUGGAUCAGAGGUAAAAAAACGAUAUAACUACUGUGAAUUGAGAAUUGCAAUGUGUAUUUGCGUAUCAUUGCUGACAAGUUUACAAUGCAGCAAUAUAUGAAAAUAGCUAAAAGCAUUUGUGUUCAUGUACUUGCGUAGUGUAUGUCUUGGGCCUAAGUGUUCCCAAGCGUCUUGUUUGCAAACCGGUCUUGAAUCAAUCCAGUUCAGAGGUGUUGAAAGAAUGUAUUCUAGGGUGAAAUUAUUACUUCAUUACUGACUAUUGUAAAUUGGCUCUUCAUUGAAGGAACACAUGAGAUUUGUGUGUUGUGAACUAGUGUAUUAUUUAUUGUUUAAACACUAAAUUAUUCAUUUGUGUAUUAAAUUGAUACUUCUAUAUUUAUUGAAAUAUGUAAUCAUAGGUCUAACUGUUGUGCUGAAAUAUUUGGUUAUCUUUCCUAGAUAACAGUCAAUCAUCACAGAUGAUUGCUCAGCUGGCAUAUUUUUAUGACGCAUGUGAUAAUAUGCACUUUUAUGCUCAGUAAGCAAGUAGCUAGUUUGUCUCACUUCUUUGUAGAUGAGAGUGUAACUUGCUUCCAGUUCUGACCUCAUUGAAACUCCUCACAUGCUGCUGUCAGUUAGCUGUAGUUUGUUAGGUAAACGCAUUUAGCACAAUGGUUUGGUUGAAUGAAAAGAAUCAAACAAUCCUAGAGUGGUCCUACACACACACAUAUAUAUAUAUAUAUAUAUACAUAUAUAUAUAUAUAUAUAUUGUACUGAAACAUGGAUGCAAUGUUUUAGAUUUUUAUUUUAGGACUCCAGUAUGUGAAUUAAUCUCUUACUGCUUUAAAAAAUGCAUCCAUUUGUGCCAUCCACUGACUGUAUAAUCUGUAAAACUCUUUGUUUUCAAACAAGAGUUCACCCAAAAUGAAAAGUCUGUCAUUUACUCACCCUCAUACCAGUCCAAAAACCUUUAUGACUUUCUUUCUUCUAUGGAGCAUAAAAGGAUAAAUAGACCAAAAUGUUGAGUAUUCCAUAAUCUGAGGCUGUUAAACUCCAAAAAAGACCAAAAAAACAACAACCAGUGUUUAAAAAAUGGAGUCAAAUAUAUUAUUUGGCUUUAACAAGAUUUGUAAUAUAGUGGCCAAAAAUUUUAUUUUAUUUUAUUUUAUUUUAUUUUAUUUUAUUUUAUUUUAUUUUAUUUUAUUUUAUUUUAUUUUAUUUUAUUUUAUUUUAUUUUAUUUUAU
Molecule: messenger RNA, 4495 nt
Organism: Onychostoma macrolepis
Lineage: Eukaryota; Metazoa; Chordata; Actinopteri; Cypriniformes; Cyprinidae
Gene: prrt1
Product: proline-rich transmembrane protein 1
Exons: 4
Coding region: 258-1004 (248 amino acids)
Cellular component (GO): membrane
Source: RefSeq, a predicted model, not a curated record